Messenger RNA from Mercenaria mercenaria, 2116 nucleotides. RefSeq names its product organic cation transporter protein-like. The record is from RefSeq and is a predicted model, not a curated record. Gene Ontology annotation, biological process: transmembrane transport. Gene Ontology annotation, cellular component: membrane. Lineage: Eukaryota; Metazoa; Mollusca; Bivalvia; Venerida; Veneridae. Bases 386 to 1942 code for a protein of 518 amino acids. Gene Ontology annotation, molecular function: transmembrane transporter activity. The transcript has 11 exons.
UGCAAUGGUCUGAGAUACUAAGACUAGGAAAGGUCUUAAAAUUAUUGUAUUUGAAGAUAGCGGAGACACUGACCAUUUGUGUCGUAGUGGAGACUGACCAAUUGUGUCCUAGCAGAGACUGACCAAUAAUGUCGUUGAAGAGACAAUUACCAUUUUUGUCGCAGGGAGACUGACCAAUUGUGUCCUAGUGGAGAAUGACCAAUUUUGUUGUAGGGGAGACACUCACCAUGUGUCUCAUAGUUGAGACUCACCAACUGUGUCGAAGUGGAGACUGACCAACUCUGACAAAGUGGACUGGAGUAUGACCAUUUGUGGCGGUUAAGGUUACAGACCACAAUAUGAAUGUAAAGAGAUACAUGUGGGGAACAGCACUACUUCCAGCGAUAUGUUUAAUCAGACAGUUAGCAGACAAUAUGAGAAAUGCACUAUAAAAACAGUUCUCAACGAUACAGGGGCAAUAACCGUGUCAGAGACAGGAUGUACAAACGGUUGGAAGUAUCACGAUUAUGGUCCGUUUUCGACGGACAGAUCAGUGGUUUCAGAGUGGGACUUGGUUUGUGAAAGAAAAGAACUCGCAGAGGUUUCACAGACGCUUGUUAUGCUUGGUCAGGGCAUUGGAGCGUUUAUAUUUACAAGUUUAUCGGAUAGAUAUGGUCGGAAGGUCGUCCACAUUACAUGUCACGUGACACUAUUUGGGAUAGCUCUAGCUACGGCAUUUGUCCCAAAUUUCUCGUCUUUUGCUGUGAUGCGAGUUCUCACUGGUGCAUUCCAACAGGGUACUGGGCUUACCAUAGCGAUUUUGAACCUUGAACUCCUGCCAAAAGGGAUCCGAGGCUAUGUUGAGGUGUUCGGUCUGCUGUUCUGGACGACUGGCAUAGCCAUUAUUACACCUGUAUCCUAUAUCUUCCGGAACAUGUCAUGGCGCUACCUUCAGAUAUGUUUAGCCUGCUUGUCUUCUUGGGCUCUCAUCGAAUGGUGGUUAAUUGACGAAUCACUAAGAUGGCUGAUUGCGAACGGACGGAUAAAAGAGGCCAAGGCUAUUAUUCAAAAAGCGUGUAAGCGAAACAACAAGGACUAUGAUGAAAUAGUGUCUGCAAGUGGAUUCCGUGCUUACGAGAUGCAGUCUGGUAUAGUCCUAGAAGUCAGAAAGGAAGAUGUAACGCCAGAAACAGAGAGCGGCCUCUUAACUAGGGCAGAAAAUGGAACAGUGAACACCACCAACCAGAAGGAUGCAUCUACCAAAGCCUACACUGCUAUUGAUUUGAUCAAAUCAAAAAGAUUAUUUUUAACAUCUAUAAUCAUGUGGUUUGCCUGGAUUACUAACAGUUCUACAUACUACGGUAUAAUGUUGAUCUCUUCAAGUCUUGCUGGAGACAGAUUCCUCAAUUUCUUCCUCGGUUCUAUAGUAGAAUAUCCAGCAGCGUUCAUGGAGUGGUCCAUGAUAAACAGGUAUGGUCGGAAGCCUACAGCCAUUGCAUUUCACAGUAUAUGCGGUGUAGCCCUCAUAACUGCCACUGUUCUUACAACAACUGCAAACGGAAAUUCAGCGAUGAUAUUGGGAUCUACAGUGUUCACUUUGAUUGGAAAAUUCGCCAUCACUGGUUCAUUCAGCACCAUAUUUCUAUAUACACCGGAAUUAUACCCGACCAAUAUGAGGAAUGUCGGAAUCGGCAUGUCGUCCGCAGCAGCAAGGAUUGGUGGAAUGCUAGCACCAUUCUCAAGAAAUCUGGCAGAGACAGCAUUAUGGGCACCAGGUUUGGUUUUCGGCAUUAUGUGUGCGAUUGUUUCAGUAUCAAUGUUCUGGGUACCGGAAACCAAUCAAUAUGAACUUCCGCAGACGCUUGAGGAGUGUGAGAGAUGGUAUAAGGACAACCGGUUCAAGAUACCGUGCGUCAGCAGACGAGAAACUGAGAGGACAGAGUCAGACCAACAGAUAUCUUAAAUUACUUUUUUACCAAGUCUCAGAAAGAGCUGUCUUUUUAUUACAUAUAUUCAGAUUGUGUGAGGUAAUGUGCCUCCAUGACCAAACUCACGAAACCUGUUCCGUCGCACGAGGAAAUAUUAUUUGUGCAAGAAAUAUUAAACUUGCCUCAUAAAUAUAAACAGAAACAUUAAA